GCUGGAGACGAUAGGAUUUUAGGAGGGUUAGAUGAAUUAUGGCAUAUAAAGCACUUGUCCAAGUGCUUUCCAUUUAGCAAGUACUCCAUAAAUGAGAGCUGUCAGUAUCAUGAUUUGUGAAAAGCAACUAAAAUUACAACCAAGAACCGAAAACCAGCUCCCCAGUCAUGUCCAUUCACUCCCUUUGCCCAGAGUUUCAAGUUCAGGUGCAAGCGUGCUGUGGUUCAGCCUGUACAGCACAACUUUUACAUUCAUUGGAGAAAUUAGUACGUAACUUUAGCUAACAUAAAGCUUCCUUCCAUUUGCAGAAGGUUUGUGCAGUGGUUAAAAGACAGCACUUUUGCACACUCCUUAUCUCAUUUAGUUCUUAUAACAACCAGGUGAGGUAGACAGAUGGGGAUCUGCAUGCUUCUAGUCCAGCUGAAGUUCAAAGUCUUAGAGUCACUUUAAAGGCAGAGCUAAAAACAUGGCCAGGUUCUUCUUAACUCUUCGUGUAAAAACAAAAACCCAUUCCCACCUAUUGGUUCCCUAAAUUCAUCCUUCUGGUAGUCUCAACCAUUAAUUCCUUCAGUUCAGAGAUGGUUAUAAAAUUACUAAAACCAGGAACAAGAGAACUGGGAAACGUCUCUGAUGCCAAAAAAAAAAAAAAAAAAAAAACACAGGAUGUUCAUAACAAAGUAUAAUCUUUCAUUAAGGAGCCAAAGCUGCUCAAAAGUAAAUGGUAGAAUUCUGCUUCGAUGCACCUGGAGAAGUCCCACUUGGGCAUGAUGAUUUUAUGGCUGUUGGCCUCUCGCAGGUUGGUUUGGCCACUGUUCCCCUGCGAGCUAACUGCAGGAAUGAAAGCAAAGGAUAAAACGUUUCACUUGUGUAUCUGACCAGUAUCCAUUUCCUGGAGCUGUGUGAUUUAUCUAAGUUUUUUUUCUGAGAGCUAUCAGCCCCUCCCCACCACCCCCAAGAACUAAUAAAGCAGUCCUUCUGAACCAAUGCCUUUUGGGGACACCUACAGCAAGGCUCACCCUUCUCGGCUUCCUGGAAGAUUAUAUCAGCCCAAGUGCCCUCACAGGCGCAGGGAAGUAACACUGAUGAUUGAAUCAUGAGAACCAGCUAUAAAACCCCUCACUCGGAACCAUCAGAAGGAUCUGGGAUUCUAGGAAAGCGCUGCCAGGAGGCAACGGCGUCCACCUUUCAGACCCAGCCCCGCCAUCUUCAGCAGGGCUGUAUUUGGAGUCUGAACCGGUUUCUUCCACAUCCAAUUCCUUUCAACCCCGAGAAUUUUCCAGUUGUGUUUCCUGUGAAGAAAAUAUGAGCUGUAUCGACCAGGUGUUUGAGUCCUACCUUCAGACAGAGACACACCUGGACCCCUUGCUCAAUCCCACGCAGAGCACAUCACCCUAUUUCCCUGACAGCUUCCAAGCUGCCCCUUUCUGCUUUAACCAGAGCCUGACCCCAGGAUCGUCUUCGGAUUCCUCCACUCUGUCUGGUUCCUUAGACUACAGUUACUCACUGGCUCAGCUACCUGCGUGUGCCCCGGAGAAUUACAAUUCUUCCCCUUCUCUGGACCCCAGAAACUGUGGCUAUUCCUCAGAAGAGUACUCCUACUCACACUUGCCCUCGUACACUCAGUACGACUGCUUCCCCUCUGCCGGCCCCUCGGUCUGCUACUGUGCGUCCUGUGAGGCAGAACACGUGGACACCCUCAGAGCAGCGGAGUGCUUUUCCUACCCCAGCACAGACUAUGUGAACUUGGCCCCCUCCGCAGCUGUGGCCAGCGAGUUCUAUAAAAGGGGAACAAACUGGGACAUCUGCUAUAGUUAAUAGCAAUUACAUUACAUUGGAACAUGGCGUGAGUAUCUCGGUCCUUCGGCCACACCAAAUGACAACUCGAAAUGCAGCCUGUUAACAAAGUAUCACAAAGCCCCGUUCCUGUGUCACAUUUCCAAUGUUCUGAUGCUCGCUUAGGCAUUAGUACCAAGUCGUCAGAUCUGGUCUUUGUGCCACUCCUACUUUGUAUGCUGACAGUUAAAAUUGUUGUAGGGAGUGUUCAGUUUUCCUUUUCUAUGUAACGAACAAAUUCUAAUUUUUUUAACUAAUAAAUUUUGUAUUAUUAAA
Molecule: messenger RNA, 2109 nt
Organism: Mustela lutreola (European mink)
Lineage: Eukaryota; Metazoa; Chordata; Mammalia; Carnivora; Mustelidae
Gene: POU2AF3
Product: POU class 2 homeobox associating factor 3
Exons: 4
Coding region: 1303-1815 (170 amino acids)
Cellular component (GO): cytoplasm
Molecular function (GO): DNA binding; POU domain binding
Source: RefSeq, a predicted model, not a curated record